GUGCAGAGGGCAUGUCCUUGGCAGCCGGAUAUGGCAGUAUGGCCGCCCUUUGCCAGGGGCCCAGAAGCAUCUUCUAAGCCAGUGUUUGCUAUGGGCACCCAGUGUCCCGCAGGACAAGUGUGAGGUCUCUCAGGGGUCCUGUGGAGCCUGAUUUGAGCUGAUCUGAGACCCCACUUCUCCAAGGAAGGAGCAGAGGCAGGUGGACUCCUGGAGCGGGGUCACGCAGGCUCCAGUGGCCCUAGCAUGGCCAGGGACUUGGGUACAGAGGUUGAGGCCCAGCUACCAAGGACAGAAAUGAGGAGCAACCAGGGCCUCAGGGUGGGGCCUGCAGGGCUGCUCCCUGUGAGUGCCACAGUGGCCCAGCAGUGCUGUGGUGACCUGGAAGCCCAACGGCGAGCAGCUCAGCCUACUUGCCCUUCAGAUGACCUCCAUGGCCAGUCAGGGCGCUGAGGCCUGAAUCAGGAAGGCUUACUGCACCCAUGUUUGUGUUGGCCCUGGAGGGAGAUUCGGCUCUGUGGCUCAUCGAAGCACCUGAGGCAUUUGGUCAUAGGCUCAGCCCUGUGUGUGGCUACUGCUGGGGAGGAGCCAGAGUAUCCACUCAACAUGGGCUGGGGCACUGGAUUGCAGCCCAGAAGAGGUGCUGGUCACAGGGGCGGAGGCUUAGACAAGGACUGGUGCCUUGGAGACACGCAGAGCUGCGUCCCUCCAGUUCUGUGAUCUCUGGGGUCCCCAGUACCUUCACCUCCUGCUGGGCUUAAACCAAGACCCAGGAGCCCAAGAGCAUGUGGGCAGCCGGAGUUCACUAGGAGGGUAGGGAUAGGAGGGGCCAGACUCCUCAGGGACAGGGCAGCAGUGGUGGAAGGCUAGGGCAGAGGGCAGGCCCAGGGGGAUGAGGCACUGUGGUUAGCAAAAGCUGAGGACCCCCUUUUCUAUCACAGCCAGUAGGACCGGGCUGCAGCGUGUAAGCAUCCCCGCUCCUGCUGCAGGCAUGGGGCCAGGGCCAGCACGGCUCCCUGAAGGAGAGUGCAAGGCUCUGGUCCAGCCCCUAAUCCCUGUCUGGCUGUAAAGCUUAGAAAAGCAUCUGACCUGCUCCAUGACGAAGAGCACCUCUGAGAUCUUUGCAGAACUUUCCAGAACUCCAGCUGGGCUGACUAUUAGUCUGCCCAAGGAGACAGAUGGCCUGUGAGGGCCACAGUGGCCUUUGCUGGUGAACACUGGACACACUGGGCACCACAGCAGGCCUGAGCCAGGGCAGCCAGUGGGUGUGGAGCACUGCGGCUCCAUGGUGUGGGACGAGCACACAGCAAAUCCAGCAUGGGCCUGACUCUGCUCACGACCACAAGGUGUCACGGCCCCAGCAUGGGCACCUCCAGGGCACCCAGUGCCCCAUGGGGAGUACAGUGUCCAGGCAACACAUGGCCUUCAUGUGACCCCACCUGCUCCAGGUCACCCGCCUCGGGAGGGAGGACUGAAGCCAGCGCUCAGUUUAGACACGAGGCUCAGCGGGAAGUGGGGACCAUCACUGCCGUUAGUCAGAUGAUCACCAUGUCCCACGGCACGCAGCCGAGCAGCUAUUUCAGUCAUCUUAAUGACUCAACCUGAGAAGUCCUGGAGAUGAUUGAAAUAGCCCAGUCAGCUCCCAGGAGGUGAGCACAGAGCUCCCGAGGACAAGGGCUCCACCGACGUCCUCCCCACCUGGGCAGGUAAGUCUGGGCCCUGAGAGCGAGGUCCUCACCUCAUGUCCCCACAGGUCUUGUGGCUCCUGGGGACUUGGAUACAAGUAUGUGUGUGGCCUGGCACGUGGAGCUCAGCUGGGGCAAGUAGCAGCACUCACCCAUAGGAGGCUCUCAGCCCCAUGGCAGAGCAGGAAUGGAUGCACAGAGACAGAGAGCACCAGCUGGAGAGUGUGACCUGGGUGUGAGUCAUGCUGGAGUUCUGUGUGUGCAGGACCCUCGGCACUCAUACUUGGACCCAUGGCGCCUGAAGAGCAGCAAAACUCACGGAGACAAAGUAUCCAUGGACGCACAGGCACUGAGGAAGAGGCUUGGCCGGGCCAGUGGCGAGGCAGCCCAGGCCCUGCUGGGCAGCCUGCUGUUCUACGUCCUGGACCGCACCGAAGGGCCCCUGAGGGCCAAGGAUGGGGAGCACAGGGCCAGUCACCCAGCCCUGCUCCCAGAGGCCAGCCGGCGGCCCACUCGCUUCCAGCUUCUGCAGGCCAAGUUCAUGGGCAGGGGCAGAGAGCCGCCCCUGAAGAGGAGAGAGGUGGGUCGGCUGAUCCCCAAGGACAGGCAGGGGCCUGGCCGGAGCUUCGUGAAUGCCACCAUCAACAAGCUGCUGGAGAAGGCCCAGGGGAGCGCCAGCAGCCCCAGCCAGAGGCCGGCAGCCCGAGAGAAGCCCCGCUGGGGCGGCCCAGGCGGGAAGGGCACAGUGAAGACCAUCCUGAAGAAGUUCCUGGCAGCAGAGGAGAAGGAGGCCAAGGAGAAGGACACGCGUGAGCAGCCCCCUAGCCUGAGGCCUGGAGCCUCCAGGGGCCCCCCGCCAAGGGUGGGUGGCCGAAGCACCAUCUUGUCCAAGCUUCGGGAGAGGUUUGAACAGAGCGGCUGCCUCCAUGCGGAGGCCAGGAUGUUGCCACUGCGCAAGGAGGACCGGAGAAGCCGGGCCCUGCAGAGGAGGAUGCACCGGCCGGAGGUCCGCAUGCUCCACACGGCCACCAUGGCCACCAGCUGCACCAGGAUGCCCCCCGCCCACUUUCUGGCCUGCACAGCUGAGCCUCUGCCGGCCCUCAGCAUCGCCACCGUGGUGGGCAGCCCCCGCAGCUGGCUGUCCCGCUGCGCCAAGAUCAGUCACCUGGAUGCCAGGCGUCAGGCCAAGGUGGAGGCCAGCCUGUCCCCCAGAGUUCGGCACACAGAGCCUGGUGGGAACAAAACCCCAGGAGUGGAGCUCCUGAGCAGGAAUCCCAGGGAACAGUCCUCUGUGCCCAAGGCCAUGGCUCCUGGAGCCCCCCACAUGGCCCUGAGUACAGCAGGUGGCCCCCAGCCAGAAUUCUCCUGUGCUUCCCUCGAAGACAGAGCCCUUAAUGGCGACGCACCGACUGUGGCCAUGCUCGACCCAGCCAGCCCCGGUGGUGCUGAGCCAGCUGCAAGGGACAGGAUAGUGGGCUCCAGGGCAGCAGGGGAGGCAGACCGCAUCUGGGGAGAGGGGGAAGGCACAGGGGAGGGCCCCCAAGUCACCAUGACCGUGUGUAGCUCUGAGGAUGAGGCAGAAAGUGUUCUUCCAGCCUCUGAGAAGGAGCCCCUCUUUGCCAUCCAGAGGUGGCUGCCCACGCUCCAGCAGGGAGCUGAAGCCCAUGUGCCCCCAGCCCCAUCAGGUGUUCGGGCAGAACAGCGCACACAGCCUGGCAUGGUGUCUCCACAGAUAACUGUGCAGCUUCCUGUCAUCCUUGAAAUGCCAGCCCCACCCGUGCCCCAGCCCAGCACGCUGAGCUACGAGGCCUGGUAUCCUCAGGGGUCACAGGGAGAGGCUGUGAUGGACAGGGUGGCAGCAGGGAACCCUGACAACAGGGAUGCCCCAGCCCUGGGAAAGCUAAGCAGGCCAGGCCAGGUGCCAGAGAGCUCUCUAUCUUCAGGGCUGGGACCACAGGGAGCCCUGAAAGAUGCUGCUGGCUUGGACUCCAGUGCCCCACAGACAGUCCUGACCCCAAAGCCCCCAAGUUCUCCCAGUGGAAAGAGAGACUCCUGCAGCCAUCCCGGGCCUUCAGGACCUGCCAUCUCUGUGCACAAUGGUGAGACACAGCUGCUGACAGAAUCAAAUGAAACACAGACACCUCAUAAGACCUCCUCAUCCCAUCAUCCCCCAGCAUGGGAAAGCCGUCUAGCGGGGAGCUCCCACCCUACCCCUGCUUGCCUGCCAGGGUCAGGUCCCCAGGAGAGAGGAUCCUUGCUGGCAGCCCCCCAGGGUUGCAGACAACUUGAGAUUUGCCCAUCUGUAGACCAGAGCAUCCACUGUGGGCAAGAAGAGCGUCCCGGGCUCCCAACAGAGCCGGCUCCACCCCUGGGGAUGGCCCCAGGGAACUCCAGCCAUGACCUGGGCAAGAACAAAGUGUCUUGGCUAGGGGGCCAGCCCAAGACAGGCAUCCCCGCCUCCAGGGAGACAGCCAUUGCUGGGAAUGUCCCGGAUCCCACAGUGCCACGGUCAGGCGCCCAGAAAACACCACAGGUGUCUGCCCAGAUGGUGCCACAGGCUGGCACCCAGGUCCUGAAAAACAAAGCAGCAGAACCAGCCACUUUGGGUGAGGAAGGAGGCAGAGCGCCACCCAUGCACCCCUGUGCCACCGCAGGAAAGGGUCUCCCCCAGGAACGUGCACCAAGUGGACCCUCAAUGCACAGGGUCGGGGCCACAGAAGGGGGUGUCCGGGGCCCCGCGUGGGUGCCCCCCAUCGUGCAUCUGGAGUAUGCCACUAACCCUGGCCGGCCACUCACUGUGUCCAGACCGUGUGCCCCAAACAGGUCGGGAGCCAGCAGCCCUCAUGUCUCCACAGAGAACAAGGAUGUCCACGCCAUGGAAGGGGAUACUCUGUGCAACAGCAUGACUUCCCGGACACCAACUGCCAGGCGCUCCCAGGAGUCUCCAGGCUGCGACCUAGGCCAGCCACGGUGGCCCUCUACAGAGGCACAGGCAUGGGACCCACAGCCUCAACCCCGCACGGUGCGCCUCCCUACACACCCUACAGGUCCGGCCCCCACCAAGGAAGCCUGGCCUGACCAGCAAGCCCUGGAGCUUCCUACCCCUGGCCAGCAGGCAGAGCCCAGCGCUGUGCCCAAGGUGAAGAGCUCAGGCCCCGCCCCAGCAGGCAUGGGCCCACCAGAGAGUCACUGUGGACCCGUGUACUCACAGCAGACAGGACAACAGGACAGUCUUCAAACAAUGGCAACACCUUUGGGCCAGGAGGCCAGGAGAUGCAAGCCAGAGCCUUGGGCAGCUCAGGACCUGGCAGGGAGCGAGAAGCCAGCAACAAGGGAGAAGCCAGGCACUGUCAGAACCAAAGAUCAGGAGCAUCCGCCGGGGCCCAGGGUCAGGCAGGUGGGCAGCCCAGCCCAGGAGGAUGGCACACAGGCUGUAGGGAGCCCUGCUGCACAAGACCAGGGCCAGGCCAAGAGAACAGUGCCCCAGGCCAGGGGCCAGCCUGGCAACACUGCCAAGGGAGCACCUAUUGCUGGCACCAGCAGGGACCCCUCAGUGCCGGCCCCCAGCCUCGGCAGCCCAGGCAAGACCGGCACCAGGCGCCCCUCCCAGGGAGACAAGAGUGCAGCAACUUGUCUCCCAGAGCCGACAGACAGCCCCACCCCCGCCACACCUGACGUGUGGAGCCACCAGGCCCCUCAGGCCCAGGCUCAGGCGGGGGCCCCAGACACGCCAGGGGCAGAGAGGGACCAGCCAGACUGCGAGCGGCGCAGGAGGCUGGUGCACUUCACUAAGUACAAAGCCCAGAGCUUCAGCGACCAGAGAGCCUUUGACCUGUCCUUCAGGUCCGUGAUCCUCAGGGCGAGCGACACCCUCGAGGCCCCCAAGUGAGAGCCCAGCUGGGACCCCAGCACUUCAGCACCCCAGGGUGCAGUAGACGUUUCCUGCCUCCAGGUGCUUCCUGAAGAGAUGUCUAUGCCCAUCUCCCUCUCUCCCUCUCUCCUCCUGCCUGACCUGACCUUGGGUUGACCUUGGGCUGACCUCAGGCUGACGCUGGGGUCCCUCGUGGUACUAUGCAGGUUCCUCCAGCCUCUCGGGACUAGGAAGGUGCCUAGCCGGGUCUGCCAGCUGCCUGCCUGUGGCCCUGUGCCCUCCCAGGGCCUUGUGUUUGAUCUGUGUUGUCCCUGGCAGGGCACAGCUUUGCACACGGCCAUCUCCUGUGUCCUCCCUGUGCUCUGGGGCCUCGCUCCCCACUCCUGCCUGUGCAGCACACCCCGAGCUGCAGGGGUGCCGGGCAGGCAGUCAGAGGCUGCAGCAGCACACGGAGCCUCGGUCAAGAGCUGCUGGUCCCUACCACAGACCACGGGAGAUGCCCAGCAAGACCCAGGAGUCACCACAAGGGUGUCCACCCUGACUCCAGCCACUGCUGCUCAGAAGCUGGCAGUUAGGAGCGCAGCCUCGCCAGCCCACAGCCGCAGAGCCCUGCCUGGCUGCGACCAGCGUCGCCAGUGUUCUUGACCAGCUGCCUGAGCUGCACCAGUCCAGCUGCUCCUGGCUGUCUAGAGUGUCUGUUCCUAUGGAUCAAGAAUCAUAGCACAGCCUCCUGGUGGGGGUCCACAAUCGAGGGACCUGCAGGAGAGCUGCAGAUCCACCUCUGCGGAUCAGUUUCUGCUCUGUCAAGACUGCAUUCGCAACUGAGCAAAUCUUUCUUUCUUUCUUUCUUUCUUUCUUUCUUUCUUUCUUUCUUUCUUUCCUUCUUCUUUCCUUUCCU
Molecule: messenger RNA, 6451 nt
Organism: Chinchilla lanigera (long-tailed chinchilla)
Lineage: Eukaryota; Metazoa; Chordata; Mammalia; Rodentia; Chinchillidae
Product: collagen alpha-1(II) chain
Exons: 2
Coding region: 1870-5571 (1233 amino acids)
Source: RefSeq, a predicted model, not a curated record